Tuber melanosporum (Perigord truffle) is the source of this 1195-nucleotide messenger RNA. RefSeq lists its product as uncharacterized. NCBI's taxonomy places the organism in Eukaryota, Fungi, Ascomycota, Pezizomycetes, Pezizales, Tuberaceae. Gene Ontology annotation, cellular component: nucleus. The transcript has a single exon. Gene Ontology annotation, biological process: poly(A)+ mRNA export from nucleus. Bases 85 to 1047 code for a protein of 320 amino acids. The record is from RefSeq and is a predicted model, not a curated record.
AUUUUCUAUCAACCACAACUCACCUGCCAUCCACCCUCCCACCAUAACUUUUCCUCAGCGGAAACGAACUCAUCAACCGUCGCCAUGACCGACUACUCAAAACUCAAAGUCCCCGACCUUCGUGAUGCCCUCCAAAAGCGCUCGCUCCCUACUAACGGCGUCAAAUCUGACCUAAUCGCGCGUCUUGUGGCAUCCGAUGCUGCCGCUGCACCUACACCAGCGGCUGAAACUCCAAAAGCCGCUGCUCACCUACCAACUGCUGAUGACUACGAAGUUGACUGGGAGGACAACGACGAGACUGUUCCCGCAGCUCCCACUGCUGCCACCAUUACCGCGCCGGCUGCUGCGACUACUACUACCACCACUUCAAAACCUCCAGCCACAACCUCCGCGCCCAAGGCCGAAGCCGCCAACUCCGCUGCUACCUCCACACCCACACAACCAGAGAAGCCCAAGAAGAAAUCAAUCGCAUCUUUAUUCGACGCUCCGGUGAAAACCACCUCUCCCUCCUCCCCUUCCACCGUUACAGAUGACAACACAACCUCCGGCACCCCUGCCGCCACUACCAGCGCACCCGAGAAGUCCUUCACAGCAGGUCUGAAAUCCUCCGACGCAGCAGCCGAACUCGCCAAGAAGAAGAAGCGCGCGGAACGCUUCGGCGUCAUAGACACCGAAUCCGAGAAGAUGCUCGAGCGCGCGAAGAAGUUUGGUGCUGUUGAGAAUGCGAGCCUAGUUGUUAAAGGUUUAGACGCCGCCCUGCCGGAUAAGAAGGAGAGGCCGAAGCGUGGGCGUGAAGGGGCCGAUGGCGGGGAUCGUGGUGGGAAACGUCCUCGUGAGGGUGGCUCGAGGAGUGCCGGGGGUAAUGAUGCCCGGGGGCGUAGGAGGAGGAGAGGUCAGGGUGGGAACAAUAAUGAUAAGAAGGGGAACAGCAAUGGUGUACUCGCGGUUCGUGGCGGUGGGCCCGUUACCAGGAAAAAUGUCCUGGACGACCCCAUCGAGAAGGCGAAGGCAGAGGCCAGAGCGAAGAAGUUUGGAGCCAAAAACUAACCCCUUUCCUCACUUUUUCGUUGUCAAUUAAAAUACUUUUUUUUCUUUUUUCUUCAUCUUUUUCUUCUCUCUUUUUCUUAUUUCCUCUUCCUACACGAUGAAGGUACGAUUGAUAGUAUAGUCUAAUUAUGAUUUCUUGUUGAUACAA